Messenger RNA from Oreochromis niloticus (Nile tilapia), 7474 nucleotides. It is a transcript of the gene b4galnt4a, whose product is annotated as beta-1,4-N-acetyl-galactosaminyl transferase 4a. Gene Ontology annotation, molecular function: acetylgalactosaminyltransferase activity. The coding region runs from base 1473 to 5315 and encodes 1280 amino acids. The transcript has 20 exons. Gene Ontology annotation, cellular component: Golgi cisterna membrane. The record is from RefSeq and is a predicted model, not a curated record. NCBI's taxonomy places the organism in Eukaryota, Metazoa, Chordata, Actinopteri, Cichliformes, Cichlidae.
AUUGAUGGGCGUACUGAGCUGUGCAGGGACGGGAGAUACCCUCCUUCAUUGUAGCAAAACAAAACCAUGUUCUCUCCCGGUUUUUCCUCAGCUUGUUGCUGGGCUCUCCGCGACACCCUUCCUGGACCUCAGCUGUUUUUUAUUAUUAUUAUUGUUUUUUUUUUUUACUCCCAGUGCUCGUUGACACGCAGGUCUGAUGAUGCUGUUGCGGCGUUUUCAUGGGAAAAAAGCUCAUGAGAGAAAAAACAACACAAGGUAGUGCAUCCCAGCAGUGCCACGUAUUGUACUUAUUUGUUUAAUCCUGGUGAGGUGCUCGCUUGCCUGUGCUCUUUCUUGUGUUAAUUGUGCUGUCGGACAGUGCUGCUAGCCUACUUUGGGAGAAUGAGGUAAAAAAAAAAACAAAUGCACCUGCCGUGAAGACAACGGAGAAACCGGAGCACAUGGGCAUCUCUUCCCCGGACCUCAAAUUAUUGCACAGUCGCUUUUGAGUAACCCACCUUUGUUACGCCGCCAUGGAUCAGUUUUUUUAUCUGCAUCUUGUAAUAUUUACCCGUCGCUGGGCUUUAAACCCACCCGAGUACGAGGAUGACAGCUGAUCGCCCCUCCUCUCCCCGGACUUCAAUAAAAACGCGCUCCAGCUGAACGCGCUGCCAUCGAUUGGAAGCCAGGCUCUUCGUGUCCGCUGUGUUUAACAAUAGAUGGAGCGCGGAGGGUUGUGACAUUUGGCCGAUUGCCACCCUGACCUUUCCCCCCUUCCUAGUCCAGUUACCAGGCUUCACUGGCAGUAGCCCGCGUUUCACUGACGGCCACUUCACUUCAUUUGUGCUCGGCGGUAAAAAGAUUAGAUGACCCACCUGCAGAAAUGCUACGUGCGAGCACAUCUCCUCUCGGAAACUACACUUCUCUUACUCUUUGAUACUUUGCGCUAAAGCCGUGGUCGUGGAUGAUCCUCGAGUAGCCGAUAAAACCGUCGUGGUGUCAGCAUGGCCUUGAGCUUUAGGGGAUUUGCGUAGAUUAUCGCCGGACUGCUAUUUUAUUCCCACGGUCGCAUUCUUAACAGAACUCAGCGGCUUUUGAUCCGCAGUCCCUUUUUCCUCCGCUUCCCCUCGGACGCCUGUAAAACUCCAGCAGGGAAGCCUGAACCCGCGGUUUUCGUGUAGGGGAGGGGAGACAACGGAGCGCAUUCAUAAACGAUGACUGCCACGGAGGUGUUUGCUACCAGAUCUGAGGAUACAACGAGUUUGGCGCUGCUGGCACCCCGUGGAUGUGGGGGGACGAGACGCGCAUUGAGGCUGUAGUUAACACUCGCCAUUUACGCGCAGGGAUGCCGUCGCUGUGACUGGGAGAGGUAGUCCUUCAGCAGAGCCGCGAACAGCCCAGAAACACAACACAGCAGCGCCCGAACAGUCAGCAGCCUUCCGGACUCGUUUUAACCAUCUACCGGGCGCUUACCGGAGGAUGUUUCAGCGAGGAUGCUGCGCUUCCCCGUGAAGAAGAUCCGGAAGCAGUUCAAGCUCCUGCUGCUGCUGGUACUGCUCACCUCGGCGGUUUGGUUCACUUACCUGCACAUCAACCAGGGCAAGACUAUCAAACUACACUUCAACUACGGAAAAGAUGGAGAGAGACAGACGGAGGGGACCGACGCCAGCCGAAAGAGGGACACUCGCUCCUCAGCCGGACACCACAAGAGCGAGGACACCAGCGACAGCAGGGAGGACGAUGCCGCAGAUGACGAGCCAAUGACAGCAGGGGCUGACGGCAGAGAUCGCACCCGUAUUCGGAAGUUCCUCAGCCAGCAUACCAAGAAAUUACCCUGGAAACCAGAGUAUAAGGGCCAGGCUAACCUUCACGUGUUUGAGGACUGGUGUGGCUCCUCUAUAGCCCAGCUGAGAAAGAACUUGCACUUCCCUCUCUAUCCUCAUGCCAGGACAACAGUGAAGAAACUGGCAGUGGCUCCAAAGUGGAAGAACUAUGGCUUGAGAAUAUUUGGCUACCUUCACCCUUACAGAGAUGGUGAUUUCCAGUUCUCAGUAUCAUCAGACGAUAACUCUGAGUUCUGGCUGAGCCCUGAUGAGAGUCCUCUUAAUGCCAGACUGCUGGUCUAUGUAGGACAGCUGGGGACAGAGUGGACCGCUCCAGGCGAGUUUAGCAAGUUCAGGUCCCAGUCUUCGAAGUCUGUGCAUCUGAUCUCAUCCAGACGAUACUACUUUGAGAUUCUCCACAAGCAGGAUGACAAGGGCUCGGAUCACGUAGAGGUUGGGUGGCGUCCAUUCCUGCCUGGUCUGAAAUAUGAAGUGAUAGACUCGGCCUACAUCUCCCUCUACACAGAUGAGUCCAAUCUGAAGAUGAACAGUGUGGACCACAUCCCUCAGACCUUGGCCAGUCACAUCCGUCUCCCAAAGGAGUCACAGCCUCAGGGUCUGGAGGGAGGCCGUACCAUCCUGCAUGGAGCUGAUAUGCUGAAGCCGGAUCCCAGGGACACCUUCUAUAGCACCCCUAUGAUUGACCCCUCUCGACUGGAAAACGUUCUUCCGGCCUGUCUUUACUCUCCAACCUAUGUAGUCAAAGAUUUCCCCAUUGCCAGAUACCAGGGCCUGCAGUUCGUCUAUCUGUCUUUCGUCUACCCUAAUGACUUCACGCGCCUCACCCACAUGGAGCGAGAGAACAAGUGUUUCUACAGAGAGUCCCCUAUCUACCUGGAGAAGUUUGGUUUCUACAAAUAUAUGAAGAUGGAUGAGGAAGAAGAUGACAGGCCGUUCUUCUUCCCGAACCCAGAUGAUUUCCUAGAGGAGGAGGAGGUGGUAGAUGCAGAGGAUGAGGCAGAGAUUGUUGGCACACAGUCACCUAAGAAGCCCUCUUAUCCAAGCCAGACCAGCCAUACUUCAAAUCCCUCCUAUCGGCAAUCAAAGUCUGAGCCCACACCAGCUGGCCGAGACAAGGAGAAAGAGAAGGAGGAUCCUAAUGAUGAAGAAGAUGAGGGCCCAGUCAACAGUAUCAUACAGCACAGAGAAAGGAGGCGUUUUCCUCGCAGAGACAGACAGAUGGAUAGGGAUUUGGACAGAGACUGGGGGAGAGAUCAUACAAGGGAGAAUAUGAGAAAGGACACGGGGAAGAGACUUGAAAACAUCGAAGCAAGGGUUCUUCAGCCUGAUAUCGAAAGUGUGGUUAGGGGUCGCUCUCUGUCCUGGGUCCACACUGAUUCUGCAGAACUACACCCUGCCAGGAAAGGCGGAGGAACAGGUGGCGGAGAAGACAGCGGAGUUGACACACGGACUAAACUCAGCAAGUCUUCUCUUCUCUUUCCCCAAAAGUCGUCCCUCUCUGCCCUUGCUAGCCGAGCCAGGCAGAUCCUCAGCAACUCUGCACAUGGCAACAACCUCCAUGAUAGGCUUCCCGGGAGCAAAAAAGAGAAGAGGGAGGAGAACAAGAUCUACAUCACCAGGCCCAAGCCUGCAAGGGAGAGAGAGAAGGAGAGGGAGCAGCGGCGAGAGAGGAGGGAGGAGAGGGCAUCUCGCCACCCUAGAGAAGUUUUCCCAGGAGUCUUUUUGUAUCAGACUGGAAAGACCACCAGGCUGGUAAACCUGGGUGCCAGGAGACGUGGUGGGGGAGGCGUAACAGGAAGUAGGAGUCUGAUUAGUGCACCUCAGCUCUGGCCUAACCCCCCUAUAAAAGAAGGUAAGGCUUCUCCUCACAAUGGAAGCACCAACACACACAAUGAAAGUGUGCUAAAGUCUUCUAACAAGGCAGCAGGGGCAAAACAGCCAGAGAAAAGCAAAAGCAAAGGAGAUCCCCGGGAUUUAAAGACUACUAUCAUGGCUGACCCACCCAGUAAAGAAGACCACCUAAUCCAACCGUCCUCUCACCGCGGUCCCCCUCAUCCCUCUGUUACCCCACCAAGGUUUAACUUUACAGACAACACAAUCCAAGGUCAAUCACGGGUUACUUCUUACCUGCGGACCUCAGAGAUUACAGAGUCCCAGCAGCAGCCAGACCCCAACCCUCCAGAUAUCGACCAAGAUACAAACCACUCUAAUCCUGAUCCCGAUGCCGACCCUGACCCCGAGCCAGAGCCAGAGGAGGGUGAAAUGUCAGAUUACAGCUACGAGGAGGUGGAGGCUCGGCCAGGUUGGGCAGAGGAGAGCAUUAACUGGCAGAGGACUUUCUCAGUCAAUCCGAUGGACUUUGAGCUUCUGCGCUCUGACUGGAAUGACUUGCGCUGUAAUGUGUCUGGGAACCUGCAGCUAGCAGAGAGCGAGGUGGUGGACGUGCUGGCACAGUACAUGGAGAAACUCAAUGAGCGCAAUGGGGGGAUCUACACCCUGUUGCGAAUUAUCAACGUUGAAAAGCGGCGUGACUCGGCAAGAGGGAACCGGUACCUCGUGGAGCUGGAGCUUAUGGAGAGAGGACGUAGCGUGGUACGCCUUUCAGAAUACAUUUACCUGCUGCUACACCGCAGCAAGCAGGGGGAGGAAAGUUUAGAGAACACAGACUCUGCCCCUGCCUCAGCACCGGCUUCGGCCCUCUCCACUGCCACUCCCAGCCUCACCACCCCACCGCCUCCUCCUCCUCCCACCAAGUCGUCUGGCCGAGCAGCAGCAACACCCUGGAGCACUGCAUAUGCUAAGCCUCUGCUAUGCCAGCCAGUCAUGCUGCAAUGGAGGAAAGAUGUCAUGGUACACUUUGUGGUCCCAGUAAAAAACCAGGCUCGCUGGGUGCAGCAGUUCAUCUCUGACAUGGAAAAUCUUCACCGGCAGACAAAAGAUGACAACUUCAGCAUCAUCAUUGUGGAUUUUGAGAGCGAAGAUAUGGACGUGGAGCAGGCACUUCGAGAGAGCAGUGUGCCAAGAUAUGAGUAUCUUAGGAGAGAAGGCAACUUUGAGCGCUCAGCAGGACUGCAGAUGGGAGUGGACACUAUUGAGGACAGUCACAGCAUCGUAUUCCUGUGUGACCUGCACAUCCAUUUCCCUCUCAACAUCUUGGAAAGCAUCAGAAAGCACUGCGUGGAGGGACGCCUUGCUUUCGCUCCCAUUGUCAUGAGACUCGGCUGUGGUAGUUCACCACAGGAGCCUGAUGGUUACUGGGAGGUAAACGGCUUUGGCCUGUUUGGAAUUUAUAAAUCUGAUUUCGAUAAAAUUGGAGGGAUGAACACAGAAGAAUUCAAAGACCGCUGGGGUGGAGAGGAUUGGGAACUGUUGGACAGGGUCCUGCAGAAUGGUUUGGAAGUAGAAAGACUACGCUUGAGGAACUUCUUUCACUACUACCACUCCAAAAGAGGCAUGUGGAAUGCCCAAAACAAAAAAACUCCCAAGGGAUAGCGCACCCUGUUGGUCAGAGGAUCCUAAACCUACCUGCAGACCCACUGUGUGUGUGAGAGAGAGACCUGUCGGAGCUCGCUCACUGCCUGAAUUCUGCCUUUUCGAAACAGGCUCCUUUCAGGGACUCCUCGGCCCCUGUUGUGUAUUUGUCUGUACGAGGAAACUGAAUCCAAAUUCAAAAUUUGGAGGCGUGCUUUUUACGCAGACGGACCUGAGUCAUCACUUUGCCUCACUGACUGAACUACUGUACAGAGAGAAGUUAUUUUUAUUCUCCUUUUCUCUGUCCUUUUUGGUGCAAUGUUUUCAGACAGACUGGAAAGCAGAAAGCAUGUGUGCGUGUGUGUGUGUGUGUGUGUGUGUGUGUGUGUUUGUAUGUGUGGGUAUGUAUAUAUAGGCGUGUGGGUGUGUCGCCAUGACAGAAAGCACCUUUUUUUUUCUAACACGGAGAUGUGAAGACAACCUAAGAUCUUUUUGCUAACAUGCUCUCACGCGGGAGCCUAAUAGAAUGUGUGUCAACGUGUUCAUCAGAUGAUUCAGAUGCAGGGUUGUAGCUCAAUUAGAGGAACACUUUGUUUGAUAAAGCAGUACAUCAACUUCUACCUGUUAAAUAUCAUUGACUAGAAUGACUGAGGUGCUGAACUCCUCUUUGUAUCUGAUAUUAUAAACCACAGAAAGUUUUCCGUUCAGAAAAAGCCCUUUCUCAAACAGAUACAUCCCUUUCUGCCCCUCUUUCUCCUUCUGUAUCUCCUUUAUCUUAUUCCUUCCUUUAUCCUUUUCCUUGUCAUGCUAAUUUGUGUGUUUGUAUCUGUUUGUAAUAUUAUUUUAUAAUGUCAAUUUUAAAAUAGAGCAUUUAUAAUAAUGCAAGCUAAUGGUUAUGACUUGAUUCGUUUUGUUUUAAGUGAUGAGGGUUUUUUUUUUUUUUUUUAAUAAGGGACUUUUAUUUAUCUGGACUAAGCAUGUGCUUACAUUUGGCAUGCUAUUCCUGUUCAAUAACACUGAAUUUGUGAGCAUUUCAGAUCUACUGACAGAUUUUUUUUUGUUUGCUUGUUUGUUUGGUUUUUGGGUUUUUUGGAGAGAACAACAAAAUGCUAUUUGCCAUUUGAUUUAAUACUAUCAUGCCAUUGUUUGGAGCAUUUCCGGUACUGAUUGUUGCAUUUUAAAUACUGGAUUUGAGGGAUUAAAACUUCAUUUCUCGUAUUAAAAUCCCACAGAGACAGGGAAUGCUUGGCUGUUGAAAAUACAGAUACUCUUCUGUUUGAGCUUGUUUUAAGCGCUAACAGAAGGCAGACCAGUUCAUGUGUGGGACACGGUGGUGCAAGGCAUGGCUGUUUCACAAAUGUGUGCCUUUAUCAGGGUUUGGCUGCAGGCAGUUUUUAAGCUACUUUAAUGACUGACGAGGGCCGGGACAAACAGAAAUACAACAGUAUUUAUCAGCAGGCUGUAAUGUCAGUGUAAAUUCAGAUAUACUGUAAAAAGAGGAAAAUAAUGUUCUCUUUUAAGGAUCGUAGAAGUGUCACUGUGUUUAUUGUAUUAUCUCAAAAGAAAGGACAGGUUUGAUUGAGGUUUUAGUGAUACAGAGUGCUCACUGAUGAGAUAGACUUAGAAGGAGAAUCAUUAAGAAUGACUACUGAGUGGGAACAGAGGGUGUGAUAAAGAGUCACUGGCAGCUGCAGUCCAGCAGGACCCCACCUGCUCCCAUUAUUUUGGCUGGAGGCCGGGCUCCUAAUGCCUUCUGUUUAUGCAACAUGGCACUUAUAUUGAGGAAGAGUGGCUGGAGGGCUCUUGGCUGGACAUGUAUAUGGAUGAACACUAACGAUCUGUUAUUGACUAUAUGAUUGUCAAAAUGCCCUCUAGACCUUUUUUGCCUCUACGGGAAAAAAAGGUCUACACUGUACAUCAUUUUACAUUCACAUGGGACUAUUUAAAAUAAAGGAAACACAUUAAUAUAAGAAUAUAUACAUAUAUAUAUAUACAGAUAUAUAUAUAUGAAACAUUUAAAAAAUGAAAAAACAAGUAUACAUUCCGAGGUAAUUUCUGUGAAAUUGUUUUGUAGAGAAAAGGUUUUAAGAAUGUAUUGUACUUUUAUUUUCAUUUGUCGUUUUUUGUUUGUUUGUUUGUUUGUUUGUUUUUGCAAAUAAACUUUUAUCCUUACAUCUGGA